GCCCCAGACGAGCGUCUUCCUGAUGACGAUGAGGGGGAUGUGAUUCUGCCCAGGUGGAAGGCAAUGCAGAUUGAAAAGUUAGGUGGUUCUAAUUUACUGGAGAUUGGCUCUCAGCAGCAAGCUGGUGACGGGAGCAUAGCGCUGGAGCCAGAACUGAGGCCAGAUGUCACGGGUCUGUAA
This is a messenger RNA of Protopolystoma xenopodis, 180 nucleotides long. NCBI's taxonomy places the organism in Eukaryota, Metazoa, Platyhelminthes, Monogenea, Polystomatidea, Polystomatidae. The record is from the annotation of a GenBank genome assembly.